Verticillium dahliae VdLs.17 is the source of this 1413-nucleotide messenger RNA. Its product is annotated as phospho-2-dehydro-3-deoxyheptonate aldolase. The record is from RefSeq and is a predicted model, not a curated record. The transcript is spliced from 2 exons. Gene Ontology annotation, molecular function: 3-deoxy-7-phosphoheptulonate synthase activity. Bases 1 to 1413 code for a protein of 470 amino acids. Gene Ontology annotation, biological process: aromatic amino acid biosynthetic process. NCBI's taxonomy places the organism in Eukaryota, Fungi, Ascomycota, Sordariomycetes, Glomerellales, Plectosphaerellaceae.
AUGGCAACUCCUUCGCCAGAGUGGACGCCCGGUUCUUGGCGUUCAAAGCCCAUCAAGCAGGCGCCGGCGUACCCCGACGCGAAGCUUUUGCAAAAGUCUGUUGACGAGCUGUCGAGGCUGCCUCCCAUUGUCCACCCCAAGGAAAUUGUCGCCCUCAAGCAGCAUCUUCGUGAUGUGGCCAAGGGCGAGGCAUUCCUGCUCCAGGGCGGAGACUGCGCUGAACUCUUCUCGUACUGCGAGCAAAAUGCUAUCGAGUCUAAGAUUAAGCUCUUGCUGCAGAUGAGUCUGGUCCUCGUUUGGGGUGCUGACAAGAAGGUCGUUCGAAUCGGCCGCAUGGCAGGCCAGUAUGCGAAGCCCAGGUCAAGCCCGACCGAGGUUGUGGACGGAGUCGAGAUGCCCUCUUUCAGGGGAGACAUAUUAAACGGAUUCCACGUUGAUGAGAGAGAGAUUGAUCCUCAAAGGCUCGUCAAGGCCUACCAUCACUCCUCAGCUACGCUCAACUACAUUCGAGCAUCGCUUAAUGCUGGAAUUGCUGAUCUUCACAGGCCCCUCGACUGGGGCCUGGGCCAUGUCCGCGACCCGGAGCUGAAGAGGAAGUAUUCCGAGGCAGUCCUGUCCUUGACGGACAUGCUUCGGUUCCUGCACACGAUUGGCGCCGACAAGAGCGACAAGCUCGACACGGUCGACCUCUUUACCAGUCACGAAGGUCUUUUGCUCGAGUACGAACAGCCUUUGACGAGGCUUCUUGAGACUCCCGUCCUUCGGUCGAGGCCGAACGAGCCCGCGUCCGCCCCCAAGAAGGAAUACUACAACACAUCAGCUCACUUUCUGUGGAUCGGCGACCGCACGAGACAGAUCGACCACGCGCACGUCGAGUUCUUCCGAGGCAUCGCGAAUCCCAUCGGCAUCAAGGUCGGUCCCACGACGCCGGUGGACGACCUCCUCGCCCUCCUGCGCACGCUCAACCCGAGCUGCGAGCCCGGCAAGAUCACGCUCAUCACGCGCUACGGCGCCGCCAAGGUGCGCUCCCUGCUGCCGGCGCACAUCCGCGCCGUCGAGGACAGCGAGUACAGGCAGUGCGUCGUCUGGCAGUGUGACCCCAUGCACGGCAACACGCAGUCGACGGGCAGCGGCAUCAAGACGCGCAAGUUUGGCGACAUUUUCGAGGAGCUGCAGCAGACGCUGCAGAUCCACAAGGAGCAGGGCAGCUUCCUCGGCGGCGUGCAUCUCGAGCUCACGGGCGACGCCGUCACCGAGUGCCUCGGCGGCAGCGAGAACCUCGACGAGGACGAUCUGUCGACCAACUACACGAGCUUCUGCGACCCGCGACUGAACGAGAAGCAGGCGCUGGAGCUGGCCUUCUUGAUUGCGGAUCACUACCGCAAGGAGAGGAGGCCCUCCACUACAUUGUGA